AUGAGGAAGAAGAAGAAAAGCAACAACUUUCAGCUAUUAAAUUUGUUUAUGUUUCUGGGUUUAUGCGUUGAAGAUGGCGGCAUUGGAGUUCGCGGCGGCGUUGGAGUCGGAGUAUGCGGUGGUGGCGGAAACCCAAUGUCGUCGUUACUAAAUCAAGACUUUAAGAAAUUGAAUCAAAUGAUUAAAAUGGUCAACAUCGCUUCUGUUUAUGGAGAAUGGGUGAGAAAGGACAAUAUGUCGUGGCAUUUUGAGGUUGACUAUCGCAAAGGAGGGAGAACUGGGAUGGUUGUACACAUGAUGAGCUUGUUCAAAUGCCUUAGAUGA
Messenger RNA from Microthlaspi erraticum, 324 nucleotides. Lineage: Eukaryota; Viridiplantae; Streptophyta; Magnoliopsida; Brassicales; Brassicaceae. The record is from the annotation of a GenBank genome assembly.